Messenger RNA from Triplophysa dalaica, 2169 nucleotides. It is a transcript of the gene siae, whose product is annotated as sialic acid acetylesterase. The transcript has 10 exons. Bases 26 to 1567 code for a protein of 513 amino acids. Lineage: Eukaryota; Metazoa; Chordata; Actinopteri; Cypriniformes; Nemacheilidae. Gene Ontology annotation, biological process: carbohydrate metabolic process. Gene Ontology annotation, molecular function: sialate O-acetylesterase activity. The record is from RefSeq and is a predicted model, not a curated record.
UCCUCGUUCUGAGUAUUUUGGAGAAAUGUUGACACCUGUGUGGCUCGUGCUGUUCGCUUUAACCUCUGUUUUAUCAGCAGAGAAGUUGCGGUUCGCCUCAUAUUAUGGGAGUCACAUGGUCCUGCAGAAAGCCCCAGCUCAAGCAGUCGUGUGGGGAUAUGCAGAGCCAGGAGCCGAAAUUGUCUUGUCAUUGUGUGGAUCACUCAAUGUUCCUGCAAGCUCAGCGCAUGUUGUCAACGGUAUUUGGCGUAUAACUCUCAGUCCAGUGGAGGCUGGUGGUCCUUACAACCUGACUAUCUCCCAGUCCACCACAAACAGCUCCGUCAUGCUUACAGAUGUGCUCUUUGGAGAUAUCUGGUUAUGUGGUGGACAGAGUAACAUGGCAUUCACAGUUGGUCAAAUUUAUAAUUCAACCGAGGAACUUGCAAGGGCCUCUAAGUUCCCUGAUGUGAGGAUCUUUCAGGCUUCCUUGGAGCAGAGCAGAGUGGAGUUGGAUGACCUGGCGGGAGUUGAAGUUCCCUGGUCCCGACCAACAGCAAAAUUGCUUGGUGCACAACCUUUCACGCAUUACUCUGCUGUGUGCUGGCUCUUUGGCCGCUACCUCUACCAGACGCUGAAUUAUCCUAUAGGGUUAGUAGAGUCGUGUUGGGGUGGCACACCUGUGGAGGCCUGGUCAGCUCCAAGGGCACUUGACAAGUGUGGAUUGAAGAGCUCCGUGAGCAGUAUUUCCCAUAGUAAUCCAGCUGUGCAGAGUAACUUUUGGGAGAACGUUGCAUUCUCUGCAAAAUGGAACAGUUCUGUAUUGUGGAAUGCUAUGAUCCAUCCGCUACUUAACAUGACCAUAAAAGGAGCCCUAUGGUACCAAGGUGAGGCUAAUUCAGGCUACAACAGAGAUAAAUACAACUGCUCUUUCCCUGCCAUGAUUGAUGACUGGAGGAUGGCUUUCCAUCAAGGCUCAGAGGGUCAAACAGCAAUAGACUUCCCAUUUGGAUUUGUACAGCUUGGCACAUGGGAGAAAAAGAAUUUGCAAGAUGGAUUCAGAGAAAUACGCUGGCAUCAGACAGCCGACCAUGGAUUUGCUCCGAAUAAACGCAUGAAGAACACUUUUAUGGCUGUCGCUAUUGACUUGCCUGAUGAAAAAUCCCCCUGGGGCAGCAUCCACCCACGGUUUAAACGGGACGUGGCGCACAGACUUGUGCUAGGGGCGAGAGCUGUCGCCUAUGGUGAAAAGAACGUGUCUUUCCAGGGACCUUAUCCACUUUCAUUCCAUUUUGACCAGUGUUCUCUUAACAUCACUUUCGACCAGAAACUUUCUGCCACCAAUUCUGAUAACGCUUUUGAGAUCUGCUGCCCUGUGAAUCAGACGUGUUUAGAAGACUCUCAGUGGAUUCCAGUCCCCAUGGAAAAACUGAGCUCUCAAUCUAUUCUGCUGUCUAUAAAAAAGUGUCCCACCAAGCCGGCUGCCCUGCGUUAUCUAUGGAGAGACUGGCCUUGUGAUUUUAAAGCUUGCCCCAUUUACAGCUCUGACAGGAUUUUACCCACACCACCCUUUCUCAUAAACAAAUAAUUUUAAAAACAAAGAUUUUCAGGUUGUGCAAUCUGAAUUUGAAUAUACUUUUACCAUUAUCAUUUGUCUCCAAAUUUGCACUUUGUACUACUGGAAAUCUUACUUUGUUUACAUUAUCUCAAGUGAGACAAGAUAUUGAAAAUUGCACAAAAAAACACUUUCAGUUAUUAUUAUGUUUUUUUCAUUGUUUGAGGCUAUUUUUUUAUUGCAUUGUUUAUUUGGUUGAAAUAUUGGUUUUUGUAUGCAAAUAAAUAGGGAUCACGAAUUCCGAACAUUCGAUUAGUUCUUUUUAAUUAUAGAAUUUCGAAUAGUGUGUUCGAUCUUAAAAAAAUCGCUGUGUUUUCACGCCUACCCUGGCAAUUUUCCUUGAUCAAUCGCACUGCUGUUUUUUAGUUGGUAUAAAUGUGCAUGCUCAUAUUUACAAGGAAAUGUCCUAGCAUUAUGAGCGGUUGAUGCUGAUCGACGUACUGUUAAUAAGUGCCGCCAUUCGGUUGUUAAUAUAUUAAUGUUUCAGCAUGUUAUCUUAAUGUAUGGCUUGAUGUAAGAUUGCCUAUUCCAUAAUAAAUAAAUCAGUGUGUCGUCAUACGGAUUUAAAGCGUAAA